AUGCUGCAGACUCGAGGACUGCACGCGCUGAGACCACCACCGCUACUCGCGCGCUCACUGCGCCCACAAGCGCUCACACGCCCGCGCUCGCUGCCAGCCUCCGCGCCCUCGAUCCGACCCUCGCGACCCGCUCACUCGCUCGCACGGUCACCGGCAGGGCAAUCACAGGGAUCAGGAUGGAGCUACCACUCUCAUGCGCGGUUCGCAUUCAUACCGGUCCUGUUCGGAGUAGGCGGAUCAGGCGCACUCCUCCUCGACACCUCGCAUCCACACGACGAGCCGAAACACUCGCUCAAGUCGAUCCUCGACAACGUCGAGAAACCCGAGGCGGACGAGUUCUUGAUUGCGGUCAAUGCGGCGGAUAUCGAUGAGGACGAGGCGAAUGCGAGUUUGGUCAGGCGGAUACGGAGGUGGGUGAGGGACUGGGUUCUCGAGCCCGUCUCGACGAGCCUGAGGUUCCUCCAACUCGUGUUGCUCUUCUUGCCCGUGCUCGUCACGGCGCCGAUCUUGGCGCUCGAGUUGGUCGAUGAGCGGAGGGACAGGAGGAGAGGGAGGGAACGGAGGACGAAGGAGAGGACUACGACGAGGUUGUGGUACCUUUUGCUCGUGCACCAGAUGGAGAUGGCUGGUCCGACGUUCAUCAAGCUCGCUCAAUGGGCCGGCUCGCGCACCGACCUGUUCCCCGCCGAGCUCUGCACCCUAUUCGGCAAGCUGCACUCGCAGGGCUCGCCGCACUCCUUCCGCUACACCAAGCGCGUGAUCGAGCGGGCGUUCGGCCUCCCCUUCUCCCAAAUUUUCGUCGACUUCCGCCGCGACCCGCUCGGAAUCGGCGCCAUCGCGCAAGUGUACAAAGCCGUCUUGAACCCCGACCUCUUGCCGGAGGACUACCUCGCUUUGAAGCAUACGGAGGACCCGGCACCGACUGCGAGACUCAGGCAGACGAUUGCACCGACGCCGGACGACAAGCGGCCUCCUCGGACACCUGGCGCGACAGUCGCGAUCAAGGUCCUCCACCCGGGCGUCGAGAAGAAGAUCCGCCGCGACCUCAAGCUCAUGAUGUUCUUCGCCAAGGCGCUCAACGCCUUGCCUGGCAUGGAGUGGCUCAGCUUUCCCGAGGAGGUGCAGGUCUUUGGCGAGAUGAUGCUCAGCCAAGUCGACCUGCGCAUCGAGGCCAACAACCUGGUUACUUUCGAGAAGUACUUCAUGCACCGGCCGACCGUCUCUUUCCCCCGCGCACUCAAGCAAUACACAGCCCCUCGCGUCCUGAUCGAAGAAUUCGAAGACGCCGUCCCGCUCGAAUUGUUCCUCAACAACGGAGGCGGGCCUUUCGACCAUCGGAUCGCGAAUUUGGGGUUGGAUGCGUUUUUGAAUAUGAUGCUCAUCGACAACUUUGUGCACUCCGACCUGCAUCCCGGCAACAUCAUGGUCAAGUGGUUCAAGCCGUCGACGCGGAGCAUGCUCGCCUCGCUAUGGGCGACCUGGCGGGACAAGCCCGAACCUGACGCAGCCGACGCCGUCGACAACGUCAACGGAGCCGAGAUCGUCCACCGACUACGGUCGCUCAAGCACGACAAGGCCGCCUGGCUCGCAGAGCUCGACCGCCUCGACGCAGAGGGCUACCAGCCCGAACUCGUCUUCAUCGACACGGGCCUCGUUACGCGAUUGAACGAGACGAACCGACGGAACUUUAUCGACCUCUUUACGGCUAUCGCGAGCUUUGACGGAUACCGCGCCGGCCAACUCAUGGUUGAGCGGUGUCGCGCGCCGGAACUCGUGGUCGACGAGGAGACGUUCGCGCUCAAGAUGCAGAAGCUCGUCCUCGGCGUCAAGAGCCAGACGUUCUCCCUCGGCAAGAUCAAGAUCUCGGACGUCCUCUCGCAGGUAUUGACCAAUGUCCGCGAGCACCACGUCAAGAUGGAGGCCGACUUUGUCAACACCGUCAUCUCGAUCCUCUUGCUCGAGGGAAUCGGGCGACAACUCGAUCCGGAGAUGGACCUCUUCAAGAGCGCGUUGCCGAUCUUGCGGCAGCUCGGACAGCAGGUCGGGCGCGAGCAAGUGAUGAGCCAGGCGAGCAAGAUGGACGUCGAGAGUCUCGCAAGUAUGGCCAAGAUCUGGGUGUGGAUUGAAGCGCGCCAACUCGCCUCGAUUGCCGUCGCCGACGUCGACGACUUCCUCCGCUACGACACCCUCAUGCCCAACGUCUAA
Messenger RNA from Rhodotorula toruloides NP11, 2205 nucleotides. Its product is annotated as ubiquinone biosynthesis, ABC1 family protein. The record is from RefSeq and is a predicted model, not a curated record. Bases 1 to 2205 code for a protein of 734 amino acids. The transcript has 8 exons. Gene Ontology annotation, cellular component: mitochondrion. NCBI's taxonomy places the organism in Eukaryota, Fungi, Basidiomycota, Microbotryomycetes, Sporidiobolales, Sporidiobolaceae.